AUGCCCCACACCACCUCCAAGUCCCAAGUUCCAGUACCAGUGCAGAUGGCCCAAAAUGGGCAGACUUCACGGCAGCCCCCAGGCAAAGAUGUCUCCCCAAGCAUCAUCAGGGUAUUGGUGAAGACGCCUAAUGCCCAGGAGGAAUUUGUGGUGUCGGACGAUACUACCGUGAGUCAAUUCAAAGAGGCCAUUUCAACCCAGUUCAAAUGCAAUGUUGAUCAGCUAGUUCUGGUUUUUGUGGGCCGUAUCCUGAAAGAUCAGGACACUCUGUAUCAGAGGGGUAUCUUGGAUGGCUAUACGGUCCAUCUGGUCAUCAAGUCCAAGAAUGGUCCCCCACCCCAGCCCUCCGGGCCCCACGGGCCACUUCUCAUGGACUUGGGCCCUCGAGAGGGAAUAGGAAAAGUAGUGGGUAAUGGGGGGCGACAGCCCAUCAUCCCUAUCCGUAACACAAUGCCGCCCCCCAUACCAGCUAGUGAGCCUGAGAAGGCCAAAGCCCAGAGUCAGGUUCCACAGCCACGUACCGCAGAGAGAAUGGCGCAGAUGCUUGAGAGUCCUGUCAUCCAACAGCUCCUCUCCAACACCGAGCUGAUGAGGCAGUUGAUCAUGGACCACCCUGAGGUGCAGCAGCUGAUGAAACAGAAUCCUGAGGUGGGCCACAUCCUGGACAACUCAGAGAUUCUGCGGCACACCCUGGACCUGGCUCGGAAUCCAGCCAUGAUGCAGGAGAUGAUACAGAGACCUGAUAUGCCAAGGCCCCCAGAAGGCUUCUGGGAUGACCCCCAGCUUCUAGAAGACUUGACCUCUGGGAGCCGAUUUACAGGCAGCAUGCUACAGCUGCUGGUACAAAACCCACACCUGGCAGCACAGAUGAUGCUGUUCAUGGGGUCACCUCAGCUCUAUGAGCAGAUGCGGCAACAGCUCCCCACGAUCCUGCAGCAGAUGCAGCUGUCAGACCUGCUGCUGGCCCUGGCAAACCCCAAAGCGUCCCAGGCACUGCUGCAGAUUGAGCAAGGUCUCCAGAUGCUGUCCACAGAAGCUCCAGCCUUGCUGCCAUGGCUCACCCCGUACCUGUGGGGCUUGGGGAGGAACGGCUUCCCCGAGACCACCGCAGCAGGGGCCCAGAGCAAGGAGGCGCCUGGUCCUCCGGGCAGAGGGAAGACCGAUACACGCUACCAACCCCUCGCCAUCCUCCAGCGUCUUCAGGCUCUUGCUGGAGGAUACUCCCAGCAGAUGCAGCCUCCUGAAGUCCGAUUCCGUCCGCAGAUGGAACGUCUGAGAGCCAUGGGCUUCCGCAACCACAAUGCCAACCUUCAGGCAUUGAUUGCCACUGAAGGAGACACCAGUGCUGCUGUCCGUAGGCUCAAAAGGUCCCAGGCAUCUUAG
This is a messenger RNA of Gracilinanus agilis (Agile Gracile Mouse Opossum), 1383 nucleotides long. RefSeq names its product ubiquilin-like protein. Bases 1 to 1383 code for a protein of 460 amino acids. Gene Ontology annotation, molecular function: polyubiquitin modification-dependent protein binding. The transcript has 2 exons. Gene Ontology annotation, cellular component: cytosol. Lineage: Eukaryota; Metazoa; Chordata; Mammalia; Didelphimorphia; Didelphidae. The record is from RefSeq and is a predicted model, not a curated record. Gene Ontology annotation, biological process: ubiquitin-dependent protein catabolic process.